This is a messenger RNA of Impatiens glandulifera, 1533 nucleotides long. RefSeq names its product catalase isozyme 2-like. Gene Ontology annotation, molecular function: heme binding; catalase activity. The transcript has 8 exons. Gene Ontology annotation, biological process: response to hydrogen peroxide; hydrogen peroxide catabolic process. Gene Ontology annotation, cellular component: peroxisome; cytoplasm; plasma membrane. Lineage: Eukaryota; Viridiplantae; Streptophyta; Magnoliopsida; Ericales; Balsaminaceae. Bases 1 to 1533 code for a protein of 510 amino acids. The record is from RefSeq and is a predicted model, not a curated record.
AUGGAUCCUUACAAGUACAUUCCAUCAUCCUCUUUCGAUUCUCCUUUCUGGACGACAAAUUCUGGUGCACCGGUUUACAACAACGAUUCUUCAUUGACUGUUGGAACUAGAGAUCCUAUCCUUCUUGAAGAUUAUCAUUUGUUGGAAAAACUUGCCAAUUUUGACAGGGAACGUAUUCCAGAACGUGUAGUCCAUGCCAGGGGAGUAAGUGCCAAGGGUUUUUUUGAGGUUACACAUGACAUCUCCCACCUUACAUUUGCUGAUUUCCUUCGUUCCCCGGGUGUCCAAACUCCUGUUAUAGUCCGUUUCUCCACUGCUGUUCAUGAACGUGGAAGCCCUGAAACCCUCAGGGACACUCGGGGCUUUGCAGUCAAGUUUUACACAAGGGAGGGAAACUUUGAUCUAGUUGGAAUCAAUUUCCCAGUGUUCUUAAUCCGUGACGGUAUGAAGUUCCCGGACUUGGUCCAUGCUCUGAAGCCAAAUCCAAAGUCCAAUAUUCAGGAGAAUUGGAGAAUUUUGGAUUUCUUGUCCCACCAUCCAGAAAGUUUGCACAUGCUCACUUUCCUCUUCGACGAUGUGGGUAUUCCCCAAGACUACAGACAUAUGGAAGGCUCAGGUGUUAACACCUUCACCUUAAUAAACAAAGAAGGGAAGACUCACUAUGUUAAGUUUCACUGGAAACCCACUUGUGGAGUCAAGAAUUUAUUGGAAGAUGAAGCUAUUAAGGUUGGAGGAGCUAACCACAGCCAUGCCACACAGGAUUUGUAUGACUCAAUAAAAGCUGGUAAUUAUCCAGAGUGGAAACUUUUUAUUCAGGUAAUUGUUCCUUCUGAUGAAGACAAAUUUGAUUUCGAUCCACUUGAUGCUACCAAGACCUGGCCGGAGGAUAUCUUGCCUCUGAUUCCGGUUGGGCGGUUGGUUCUGAAUAGGAACGUGGAUAACUUCUUUGCUGAGAAUGAACAGCUCGCGUUCUGCCCUGCAUUAGUUGUACCUGGUAUUUACUAUACAGACGACAAGAUCCUUCAGACUCGGAUAUUUGCGUAUGCUGACACUCAGAGGCACCGUCUUGGACCUAACUAUCUUCAGCUUCCUGUUAAUGCUCCUAAAUCCAUUCAUCAUAACAAUCACCAUGAUGGUUUCAUGAACUUCAUGCAUAGGGAUGAAGAGGUAGGUGUCUUGUCUUAUCUAUCUAUCUAUCAACAAUGUUCUCUUUUGCAUGUAAAUUAUUUCCCUUCAAGAUAUGAUCCUGUUAGAAAUGCUGAGAGGUACCCAAUUCCAUCUGUUGUUUUGAAUGGAAAGCGCGAAAAGGCUAUAAUUGAGAAAGAGAAUAAUUUCAAGCAACCUGGAGAAAGAUACCGCAGUUGGUUACCAGACAGACAAGAGCGAUUCAUCCGCAGAUGGAUCGAGGCUUUGAGCGACCCACGUUGUACCCAUGAGAUCCGCCACAUCUGGAUCACGUACUGGUCUCGGGCUGACAAGUCUCUGGGUCAGAAGUUGGCUUCUCACUUUAAUGUGAAACCAACCAACAUUUGA